CUACAAAGGGUCUGAACGUUAAGACUACAAUCAUCUUUAAUGCUGGACAUUGUGUGCCUGACGACAGGACGCCACGAACAUGACGAACAAUGGCCGAUUUUUCGUGCGCCAUUUCACCAAUAUCAUCCACACACCUGCACAGUGCGUGGUAAAGAAGAAUGGACGCCAUUCGCUAAACUGCGAGGUAAACUAAAAAUGGUUGCCUUCAAAAUAUCUCGAGUCCGCUUUUGGAUACUUUGGACAUUUCUCUUUAAUUUUUCGUGGAUAAUUGAAGGACAGAGCUGGUAUGAUGUCAGACUAGUUGGUGGAUCCUCGGCUAACGCGGGCAGGGUGGAAAUCUACUACUUUGGAAGCUGGGGCACGGUGUGCGAUGACGGGUUUGGAUAUGAUGAAGCUGACAUCAUCUGCCAACAACUAGGUUACGAGUCCGCCAAUACAUAUUACACCAGCGCCUACUUCGGGGAGGGAUACGGCAAUAUUUGGCUGGAUGAUGUUGACUGCACAGGGAAUGAGUACGAACUAGCAGAUUGCAAUCAUGAUGGUUGGGGCGUUCAUAAUUGCUAUCACGGCGAAGAUGUCGGGGUAGAGUGUUACGUAAGUGACUAUUAUUAUGAUGAUGCUGAUGUACGCCUUUCGGAUGGUGAUGUCUCAUCAGAAGGACGAGUAGAGGUCCUCUACAACGGACAAUGGGGGACGAUCUGUGAUGAUUCCUGGGGCCGAGAAGAAGCCGACGUCGUCUGUCAGCAACUUGGUUAUUCCAGAGCCAUCGAAGCAGUAGGAAAUGCUCGCUUUGGUGAAGGUAGUGGUCAGAUCUGGUUGGAUGAUGUAUCUUGUUCAGGAAUAGAAGAUGGUAUCGAUGAAUGCUCACACGAUGGAUGGGGUACUCAUAACUGUCAUCAUUCGGAAGAUGCUGGAGUCAGAUGCUACGACGGUCAAGAUACUGGUUCAUAUGGUUUUGGAGUUGCGGUGAUCGCUGGUAUCACGGUGGGGUCUAUCCUAGCCCCUGUUCUACUAAUAGGCCUUAUUUACGCUGCCUGUAAGUCAUCUUCAUGUGUAACGCCGGUUGAUGUUGCCCCUACGCGUCAUCCAACUUCGGCCCCCACCUAUAAUUCAUAUGAUAACCCGGGACCAGAUGGCAUGAACAGACCUCCACCUUCAUACGAUGAGAUCAACAAACCCACAGCCUAUGCCAACCCUCAUGGGGUCCAACACCCUCCCCCACCACCUCCGGACACGUUUAACCCCGUUGGAGGCCACACCCAUCCUGCCCCCGUUCAAUCUGGUAGUAUGUACCCCAACAACGCAUGGCAAGCUCCUCCAACAGGUGCACCUCCUUCGUCUUACCCCCCUCCCAUGGCUCCCAGUGGAACGGGGGACCAAUACAACCCCUAUGCUGAUCUACCACCUUUAGCCCAACCUGCCCCCGUACCCCAAGCAUACGUACCUCCACCAACCCAUGUUCCGCCACCCCAACAAUUAUACUUUGGUCAAAGUAUGCAGAAAGUUUUGCGGGCCCUCGUUUAUUGGUUCAUCUGUAACUUGAUCGUGCGCCGGGAUACAGCUGCUAUAAGUGUACGAUUAUCUGGAAGCGGUAGUGACACAGAGGGUAGGGUUGAGGUGUUCUAUGAUGGUGAAUGGGGUACAGUAUGUGAUGAUCUCUGGGGUGACUACGAGACCACUGUGGUGUGCAGUCAGUUAGGCUUCAGAGGGGGGUCGUCCUACGUGGGAGGAGCGUUCUAUGGUCAGGGUACCGGGAGGAUCUGGUUGGACGAUGUUCAAUGUCGAGGAACUGAGAGUUCCUUGGAGGAUUGUUCUCAUCUGGGAUGGGGCAUUCACAACUGUGGCCAUUAUGAGGAUGUUGGAGUUAUAUGUAGCGAAGGGACUGAUACGGUGCGUCUAACAGGAGGUAGCAGCUUAUCAGAAGGGCGUGUUGAAAUCUUCUACAACGGACAAUGGGGGACGAUCUGCGAUGAUUCCUGGGGCCAAGAAGAAGCCAACGUAGUCUGUCAACAACUUGGUUAUUCCGGAGCCAUCGAAGCAGUAGGAAAUGCUCACUUUGGUCAAGGUAGUGGUCAGAUCUGGUUGGACGACGUAUCUUGUUCAGGACUCGAAGGUGAUAUCGAAGAUUGUCAUCAUGGCGGGUGGGGCUCUCAUAACUGCGUUCAUAGCGAGGAUGCAGGAGUAAGAUGUUCUAACGAUGGGGCUAAUGAAGGCGAUCUGAGAUUAGUCGGUGGAUCUUCCAGCCAUGAGGGUAGAGUUGAGAUCUACAAAUAUUCGGAAUGGGGUACUAUCUGCGAUGAUGGCUGGGACAUCGAGGACGGGACCACAGUGUGCCAACAACUGGGGUACAGUUCGGCCAUAUCGGUUCACCCCGAGGCGUACUUUGGUAGUGGAUCAGGGGUGAUCUGGCUCCACGAUGUAGACUGUACUGGAUCAGAACCUAGACUAGAUGAAUGUACUCAUAGUGGAUGGGGUGGAGGUGAUUGCACUCACGAGCAGGAUGCUGGAGUCCGUUGUACACCGGGAAUAGCCGAGAACAGCCUUCGUUUGACCGAUGGCCAUGACAUAUCAGAAGGUCGUGUAGAGAUAUACCACGACGGUGAAUGGGGUACUGUUUGUGAUGAUGGAUGGGAUAUACCUCAGGCAAGGGUCGUAUGUCGUCAGUUAGGGUUCCCUGGAGUGGUCAGCUCCCAUAGUGAAGCACACUUCGGUGAAGGUACGGAUCAGAUAUGGCUUGAUAACGUGGAUUGUAUAGGAACAGAAAGCAGACUCUCUGGUUGUCGUCAUAAUGGAUGGAGUAGCCAUAAUUGCCUCCAUGGUGAAGAUGCUGGUGUCACGUGCCAGAAAGCUGAAGGAGAUACAAAAGGAGCUGUCGCCUUGGUAAACAGCCAAGGUCGAAACUGGUACGGACGUGUUCAGAUCUACUACAACAACACAUGGGGUACAGUAUGCGACACUUUUUGGAGUCUGAACGAAGCCAGGGUAGUGUGUAACUCACUGGGUUUCGAUGACGUCGACAAGUGGAAGAUGAGUGCCGAAUCUACCGAAGGUCCUAUAUGGUUGGACAACGUUCACUGCGAUGGCACAGAAAGCUCAUUGGUCUAUUGCACCCAUGCAAGAUGGGGUGUCCAUCGCUGUGACCACACCCAAGAUGUCGCAAUCAGUUGUUACAAUUACAGCCAUUUUAAAACGGGUCAUAUCGUCGGGAUCCUUGGAGGGACUGUUUUCAUCGUUGUCCUGGGUCAAUAUAUCAAAGCUGCCUACCAAAAAAGCCGAUGUUGUAACCAUUCUUCGACUUCCUCAACACCAGUCUCUGCUCCUCCACCCUCUUCUAAUCAUCAUCGGGUGACACGAGAUUACGGUCCUGGUUUCAGUGGCAAUUAUUUCUCUCGGCCAGACACCGCUCCCCCAUCCUAUGACUCCAUCUUUAAAUACUCCACCCAUCAUCCGCCUCCACCACCGGAUCCUGCCGCAUUCUCUCCAGAGGGCGGCACGCGUUCCCCUCCACCACCAUACUUGCCCCCAUCAUCCACCGCUGCAGAAUCUCUCGCGAGUGGUUCUACGAACUAUUAUCCACAUUCACAUUCUGCUCCCGACAGGGGCUUGACUCCUGUCAACGGAUAGUAUUCUACAAUAAUUAGAAUAUUGUUAGACUUUUCAUCGUUGUCCUGGGUCAAUAUAUCAAAGCUGCCUACCAAAAAAGCCGAUGUUGUAACCAUUCUUCGACUUCCACAACACCAGUCUCUGCUCCUCCACCCUCUUCUAAUCAUCAUCGGGUGACACGAGAUUACGGUCCUGGUUUCAGUGGCAAUUAUUUCUCUCGGCCAGACACCGCUCCCCCAUCCUAUGACUCCAUCUUUAAAUACUCCACCCAUCAUCCGCCUCCACCACCGGAUCCUGCCGCAUUCUCUCCAGAGGGCGGCACGCGUUCCCCUCCACCACCAUACUUGCCCCCAUCAUCCACCGCUGCAGAAUCUCUCGCGAGUGGUUCUACGAACUAUUAUCCACAUUCACAUUCUGCUCCCGACAGGGGCUUGACUCCUGUCAACGGAUAGUAUUCUACAAUAAUUAGACUAUUAUUAGACUUCAACCGAUUUCUGUCAAUUAAGAAAUGGGGUUACGCAAUCAGUUUAUCGAAAUAUGCGUUUGUUUUAUAGAGUAGGCAGGGUCAGACCCGGGGGGGGGGGGGGUCAGGGCCAUCAAGGAAUUUCUCAAGAUACCAAGCGUUACCACUUGCACAAUUGACAGCUGCCAAUAUUAUGUACCUUUUUGGGAAGGAAUAUCAUUUGUGGUCAAAUAAUAAUAAUAAAACAAUUAGCGCCAAUAUGAAAAGUGAUUUUUGCAUGGAGAAUCAAAAUCUCAUAGUUUCGGCCAGGGCAUCAAUGGAAGAUUCUACUAUCGAGGAUCCUUCCAGAAAGGGAUUUUCACAAAAUAAAUGAUGAAGAUGCUUCAUCAUGACAUCUACACCAAGGAAUAAGUCAAAAUCAGAUUCAGAGCCUAAUACGUUUAAACAUAAACAAUGGAUAUUUCAUCAACAUUUUUGUCCGACAAGUUGUCAGAUCUGACAUCUUUCCUUGAUUCUGAUUGGCUGCAAAGCACCGUCCUUAUGGUAACACUAGGAAAAGUCUGACAAGUCCUUUCAUGAAACGCUCCCCUUGUGAAAUAUAGCAAAGUAAACAUUAGUCUUUGGUGAAUUUCAUUUCAUUUUAUAGAACUUUUUCAUGCAAAGAUAAUUGUUGCUUUUGCAUUGCUUUAAUGUUCAUGAUUUGUGUUUUUGUUAUAUAAACUCCUCAAAAAAAGUUUGGAAAUCUGACUUUGAUCGAUAAUCCCUCAUCGUAUUUAGUAAUUAUCAAUCUGUAAUUAAUAUUAAUGAAUAGAGAAUUUAAUUUUCUUUAAAAUGAUACCCUACAUGAUAUCAUUAUGGUUCACAUGGAGAUGCAGUACCUUGAAAUGUGGGGCAAGGUCAAAAUUCAAAAGUUGCAAAAUGACACAAUAUUGAAAGUCACUGUUCUUUUUUCAGUGGUGAUGAGUGGUUUUCUCAGCGGUUUCUUUUAAUUAUUUUCAUGCACCUUAACAUCAACAUUAACAUGGAAUCAAACACACCUCUGCACAAGCAAACACACAAUAAACAAACAAAACAUCAAUGGGUAUUUCAAACCACGACUCAAACCAUGUUAUCUCACAGAACCAUCACUACUGAAGCAGGGGCUUGAUUUGAAUGGAUUUUCAUCCCAAUUGACACAGAGGAUCAUGUUCUGUUCUGUAUUCAUGGUAUUGACCCUUCAUUACUAUUUCUGCUCGUUUUGCAGCUUUUCAAUUCAGACCUCAUCCAACACUUUUGAAUCCUGCUCUUUUCGUGAUGGCAUGAUCAUAACAAGCAUGGUAUCAUUCUAAAGAGAAUUAAAUUAUCUUUUGAAUGAUGUACGAUAUGCAUUGUGUGAAAUUGGGAGUAGGGAGAAAUUAAUGUCCAAACACAGAUUUCCAAACUUUUUUAAAGGGGUUUAGAUCAAAUGGAUAAAACUUUCUAUAGGCCAACAUAAGAUGGACGUUCCAGAGCCUGUGACACAAUAAGCAAUUCCUUCAUGAUAUAAGCCUUCGAGAAUUGUUUUUUUCUUCAAUUUAAACAUGAAGAAAAAAAAUAAUAGAAAAAUACCCUUCAGGUUUUCUUGACUGACACAAAAUAUGUAAUGUCUCUGAUUUUGUCACUAUUUUAUUUGUCAAAUAUCAGUUUGCCUGUAAUUGCUUAGUUCUAAUGUAUAAAAUGAGUUAGCAAUAACUUUGCUUAUUAUAGCACAUAUAACAAUAUUAUUCGCGCGUUCCGUGAAAAUGAAAUGUCUUUUACAAUAUAUUAUCAUUCUUUUAUACCGCAUUGAACCUACUCUACAUGAAUCAGAUGAUGGUGUAAUUAUGAUUGAUGAAUAUAACAAUUACAUCCCCAGCUGAAUGGGAAUCAAUUCACUUUAAUUUCUUGGCUCCCAAAAGACCUAGAUUUUUGUAUUCGUUGUAAAUUAUGCAUAUACAUGUAUUUUGCAAAGAAAUAUAUUAAAUAUA
This is a messenger RNA of Lytechinus pictus (painted urchin), 6051 nucleotides long. Its product is annotated as deleted in malignant brain tumors 1 protein-like. Bases 40 to 3624 code for a protein of 1194 amino acids. The record is from RefSeq and is a predicted model, not a curated record. Lineage: Eukaryota; Metazoa; Echinodermata; Echinoidea; Temnopleuroida; Toxopneustidae. The transcript has 11 exons. Gene Ontology annotation, cellular component: membrane.